CCCGCGAAGCUGGUACGUUUUCUCCACAAGAAAUAUUUAAAUAAUAUAAACAAUAAAUAUGGAUAUUGGCUGUAUGUCUAAAGAAAAUAAUCAAAUAUACACCCCAUCUAAUUAACUAUACGUUGUAGGGGAGACCUCAGGUGUUUUAAUACACUUUUGAGCCGCCCACCGAGCAGCUUUCUUGUGCGGGAGUGUGGUAAAUUUACAGUUAGUUGCGCAAAGUGCGUGUGUUAAAAAUAGCGGAAAAAGACGCUGGAGAAAAAAAUAUAAACGAAAUUCCAAUUUAUCGUGCUGCCAGGAAAGGGAAUAAAUAAAUGCCAAGGCGAAAUGCAAAUUUAUCGGUUCGGGCCAUUUAAAAAGCCGCAUCCUGGAAAAGUGUCAGUCCUCUGGCUGCUCCUGCUGGCCAAGUUUUUCCAUCCAGGAGUUGCGCUGGCAACGGCUAAAAAACAGCCACAAAAGCAAUAAACACAAGGGAGGCUUCGUCCAAGUCGAAAUUGUUAGAAUUUUGCUCUUUUUAAAAAUAAAGAAAACGAAAACCAACAUCGCCAGACAGACAGUCCACACAAAUACACAAAAUUUCGCCGGCACUAAAACUGAAAGUGGCUGUAUCCCCCUUUUGAUGAGCAGCCAACAGAGAUUUCCGUCAUCCGGCCAAAUGGCGAGGAGGAGUUCCACGCUCCAGGUUUCUAACGCUACGAAUAGCUCUGUAAAAUAGCUCGUUGCGUAGCAGCCCGUACGCCCCAUUGUCGUCCGUCCCGCCCUGGCCCGCCCCCCCGCCUCCGUCCCACCCCUUCCGGUCCGCUCUGCGUGAAAGCAAAUCAGAAAUCGAGGCAAACGGAGUAAAAAAUGAAUAAGUCAAAACCGCAAAAUCAGUAAAACGCUCGCGAAGCACACACACACACAGUGAGUGGUGAGCUGGGUUCACGGAGGAAGCCCGGCGUAGAAUAAAAUAUCGAAUGAAAUUAAAAUACCAGAGACCCCAUAGAACCCGAAAGAAAUCCGCAGCAGCAGCAGCAGCGGAAAUUGCAGUUGCAGCAGCAGCAGUAAAGGCAACUCAAGUUGUACCGAGAUCCUGCAAAUAGAAUGAAGUUCAACUACAUUGGUCUCGGCACGCACAGCGGAAUCGUCAACGGUGGCAGCGGGAGCGGCGGGAGCAGCACCAUCGGCAGCAAGAUGUCGCUGGGCAAGUCCAUCAAAAUGUACCUGACCAUUUUCAUAGCCACCACCUGCAUCUACAUGGUGCUGUACCAGUACCACAUAUCCCGCGAACCCUUUGCCGCCGGCGAGGUAGUCAAGCACCAAGAGAAAUCAUCGUCAUAUAUCGCCUCAUAUUUGUGGUCACCCAUUUCCCUGCUACUGGCCAAUAGCUCCUCCAACAACAAUAACAAUUCCACACCAACAACCACAACAACAUCAACUACAGCUACAACAAUAAGAACAACAACAACAGCGGCCACAGUGGGCAGUGCGGGCGAAAAAGUGGGUGCAUCAUCCACCUCCCUUCAGACGGUUUCAUUAGCUGCCCCCAAGCCCACACUCCACACAUCCUAUGGAACGGCUCUGCUGAGAUCAGGAUCCGUGGGUGGCCAUCGUAAGACUGCAACUACCAAACAAAGCAUUACGCGAACAGCAACUAAACUAACAACAACGGCAACAACUAUGGCCAAAACAAGCGCCAAACAGUCCGCACAGACGGCCACGCCCGCCACGACCGCCCUCUCGGAACACGCCCACAAGACUCGACCAACAUUCGUUGCCGCCUCCGAGCCCCCGCCCCUGUACAUAAUCACGCCCACCUACCGACGACCCGAGCAACUGGCGGAGCUGACCCGGCUGGGCUACACGCUGAAGCAUGUGGUGAAUCUGCUCUGGCUGGUCAUUGAGGAUGCCAACCACACGAAUCCAUUGGUGGCCCACACGCUAGACAGAAUCGGAGUUCCCUAUGAGUAUAUGGUGGCUCCCAUGCCGGAGAAAUACAAGCAAACGAAGCGAGCGAAGCCGCGCGGUGUCUCCAAUAGGAAUCGAGGCCUCGAGUAUCUGCGCCACCACGCCAACGAGGGCGUGCUCUACUUUGCCGACGACGACAACACCUACGAUAUUAGCAUAUUCGAGCAGAUGCGCUACAUCAGCAAGGUGGGCAUGUGGCCCGUGGGUUUGGUGACCAAGACCGGAGUAAGCAGUCCCAUUAUCCAGGAGGGAAAACUGGUGGGCUACUAUGACGGCUGGAUUGGUGGGCGCAAGUAUCCUGUAGAUAUGGCAGGCUUUGCGGUCAGCGUCAAGUUCUUGAAGGAGCGCCCCAAUGCCCAGAUGCCCUUUAAGCCGGGCUACGAGGAGGAUGGCUUCCUGCGUAGCCUGGCGCCGCUGGACAACACGGACAUUGAGCUGCUGGCCGACGAGUGCAGAGAUAUUCUCACGUGGCACACGCAAACCAAAAAGAAUGCCCCAGCGCAGGCGCUGAACAGGACGCGUUACAAGAACACCAACCUGGAGCACAUAGACAAGCUGCUGGUGCGCCCAUAGGGAUAAUGUCUUUAGUUAGCUAAAGCUAGUUAGGCUUAGUCGGGGGAUAUGCCCAUCCCCAUCUCAACCGUGGCUCAGACAGGUUGUACAGGUACAACCUGGGGCAAACGGAGCAACCAAUCAGAUUUAAUCAGAUCAGCGGUAGUCGGUGUACAUUAUUACCCAAAUCAUACGAGUAGUUAGGCUCUAAGCGCACAAUCUUCUACGAUAAUUGCAAUUACGCGCACCUUACGCUUGUUUGACCCCAUACACGUAAUCACGCCUAAUCGUAUCCUAAGCAAACGUAUUGUAUCAUAUCGCAACGUCCUCGACUAGUUUGUACAUAAUCGCAAUGCACUAAGUUUGUUUGAAACGGAUUUCUCAGCCGCAAAAGUGAGCUCCAGCAACGAAUUGGUUAAGAUGUUCCUAGAGACCAAAGAAAAACUCCCAACUCACGUUCUGCAUUCCACAUUCCCCUUGGAGGUGUCCAUCAUCAUCAUCAUCAACGGCCAGGGCCGCGCGAGGUCAAGGCCUGAGUCACAUACAUCAACAAUCAAUUAGGGCAAGGUGUCAACGAAAACGUAUUUCCCCGAAUUGGGAGCCGGCGCCAACGCUUCAAUAAUUCAUGCCGACGUAUGGAUGUGGCACAGAUAUGUAUGCCGACGGGGGCCCCCUUUCCCCCAUUUGGGAAUCCAAAUCGCGUGAUGGACAGGUAUUGCAUGCCAUGCCAGGGGACACAGUUUAAACAAUGUAAUGGCUCCGUCUAAUGGAACUGGAUGAUGGCUCAAAAGUUUUGGCUAAAUCAAUGUUACGGCAAGCCGUGCGAUUUUCGUUGAACGAGAACUCCUUUGUAUGGCCAAAGAUCUACGACGUGUUAUUUCGGAAACGGGUUUCCAAGGCCACACCUCUUCAUAUUACGCCUAAGUACGCUAGGAUAGGUUAAUCACUAAAUUUAUAUUCAAGUUUUGAACUGCACUGAAGUCGCCUACAUGUAAAUAAUAAUCACCAAAAAAUAUUGUAACCAAAUUUUUACAAGUCCCGCUAAAGCAGGGCAGGAUCGCAGGGAGGGAAUGACAAAUGGUAUUACGAAAUUUAUACAAUUUAUACAAUUGAAUAUGGAAUAUAUAUGAAAGCAUACGGAAUAAGCCGCAAAGCAAUUAGUUAGGUACUUACAAAAUCUUACAAGAAAUAUUUAAAUAACAACAAAAUCUGGGCUGGAUUCCUACAAAAAAUCAACUUAAAACUUUUCCAAAAUAACUCGAAACGUUUCAAUGAAUACUAUUGAUACAGAAAUACGUCUACAACUAUUCUCUUAUUCAAGUAAAUUACAACAUACAAUGUUUAAGCCAGACAGUACUUGUAGCAAGGAACUUCAAUCAUUUUUCAAACAAAACUACAAAUACCUUUCAAUAAAUUGAUAAACAUUUCUUAACAAUUUUCAAAAUAA
Messenger RNA from Drosophila kikkawai, 3946 nucleotides. The record is from RefSeq and is a predicted model, not a curated record. Lineage: Eukaryota; Metazoa; Arthropoda; Insecta; Diptera; Drosophilidae.